GCUGCGCGCCUGCUCGUUUCCUAGCGGCGUCAGCGUCGCAUCCCGUCUGCUGCUCAGAACCUCUAGAUUAGCCACAAUGGCUGAAAAUGGUGAUAAUGAAAAAAUGGCUGCACUGGAGGCCAAAAUCUGUCAUCAAAUUGAGUAUUAUUUUGGAGACUUCAAUUUGCCACGGGACAAAUUUUUAAAGGAACAGAUCAAAUUGGAUGAAGGCUGGGUACCCUUGGAAAUAAUGAUAAAAUUCAACAGGCUCAACCGCCUAACAACAGACUUCAAUGUAAUAGUAGAAGCAUUGAGCAAAUCUAAAGCAGAACUCAUGGAAAUCAGUGAAGAUAAAACUAAAAUCAGAAGAUCUCCAAACAAACCCCUCCCUGAAGUAACUGAUGAGUAUAAAAACGAUGUAAAAAACAGAUCUGUUUAUAUUAAAGGCUUCCCAACGGAUGCAACCCUUGAUGAUAUCAAAGAGUGGCUAGAAGAUAAGGGUCAAAUAUUAAAUAUCCAGAUGAGAAGAACAUUGCACAAAGCAUUUAAGGGAUCAAUAUUUGCUGUGUUUGAUAGCAUUGAGUCUGCUAAGAAGUUUGUAGAAACUCCAGGCCAGAAGUAUAAAGACACAGACUUGCUAAUACUUUUUAAGGAAGAUUAUUUUGCAAAGAAAAAUGAAGAAAGAAAGCAAAAUAAAGUGGAAGCUAAACUAAGAGCUAAACAAGAGCAAGAAGACAAACAGAAGAAAUCUCUAGAAGAAAAGAUUGGCUGCUUGCUGAAGUUUUCAGGUGACUUAGAUGAUCAGACCUGUAGAGAAGAUUUGCAUGCCCUUUUCUCAAAUCACGGUGAAAUAAAAUGGAUAGACUUUGUCAGAGGAGCAAAAGAGGGAAUAAUUCUAUUUAAAGAAAAAGCCAAGGAAGCACUGGAUAAAGCCAAAGAUGCAAGUAAUGGCAGCCUACAAUUAAGAAACAAAGAAGUGACAUGGGAAGUACUGGAAGGAGAAGUGGAAAAAGAAGCUUUGAAAAAAAUCAUAGAAGAUCAACAAGAAUCUUUUGCUGGGAUUAUGGGUAUGCAUUACCCAUGUUGGGCUUCUCAGAACACUUCAUAA
This is a messenger RNA of Octodon degus (degu), 1087 nucleotides long. It is a transcript of the gene Ssb, whose product is annotated as Sjogren syndrome antigen B. Bases 77 to 1087 code for a protein of 336 amino acids. Gene Ontology annotation, cellular component: ribonucleoprotein complex; cytosol; cytoplasmic stress granule. The transcript has 10 exons. Lineage: Eukaryota; Metazoa; Chordata; Mammalia; Rodentia; Octodontidae. The record is from RefSeq and is a predicted model, not a curated record. Gene Ontology annotation, biological process: RNA processing; positive regulation of translation. Gene Ontology annotation, molecular function: RNA binding.